UAUCUUGUAUCUACCUACAACCUAUGGUCACUAAUAUCUACCCACAGCCUAUAUUCAAUAAUAUCCACCCACAGCCUAUAUUCAAUAAUAUCCACCCACAGCCUAUAUUCAAUAAUAUCUACCCACAGCCUAUAUUCAAUAAUAUCUACCCACAGCCUAUAUUCAAUGAUAUCCACCCACAGCCUAUAUUCAAUAUCUACCCACAGCCUAUAUUCAAUAACAUCUACCCACAGCCUAUAG
This is a messenger RNA of Lottia gigantea (owl limpet), 240 nucleotides long. RefSeq lists its product as hypothetical. The record is from RefSeq and is a predicted model, not a curated record. NCBI's taxonomy places the organism in Eukaryota, Metazoa, Mollusca, Gastropoda, Lottiidae. The transcript has a single exon. The annotation marks the transcript as partial.